CUUCAGGGAAAGGACGUCGCCUAAUGCAGGCUGACCUGCUGAUCUCACUCAGAAUGUCUCUGACUGUUUCUCUGCUGGUUCUGCUCUUCAUCUCUGGAGUUGUUGCUCAGAAUGGGUGGGGUGUGGAUUACAAAGAUAAGUCUAUCUGUGCUCUAAAGGGGUCUACAGUGACCAUGCGCUGCACUUACACAUAUCCAAGAGGUCGCGUAGUCCUAAGAGCUUUCUGGACCAAACAGUGGGGUCAAGCUUCAGAGCCUCCUGAUCUAUUAGAUGAUCCAGAUUACAGAGGCAGAGUUCAGUACCUCGGAGAUAAACAACACGACUGCACUCUCAGACUGAGGAAUGUGAGAGAAACUGAUCAAAGUAAAUAUUACUUCAGAUUUACAACAGACCACCAUGAAGGAAAGUAUCAAGGUGCAAGUGGAGUUGAUCUUUCAGUCACAGAUCUCCGGGUGGAGGUUCCUGAGAGAGUGAUAGAGGGAGAUGAAGUCACUCUCACAUGUAAAACCAGCUCCAGUGUGUCUGACAGACCAACAUUCACCUGGUACAGAAAUGGAAGUUCUUUAUCCUCCAGUACUGACCAGCUCCACCUGCAGCCGGUCAGCAGGAAGGAUGCAGGCAGGUAUCGCUGUGCUGUACUGGAUCAGAACCUUCGCUCUCCUGAGGUCACUCUUAAUGUGAGAUAUCCUCCAAAGAGCGUCUCAGUGUCCAUCAGUCCCUCUGGUGUAAUACUGGAGGGCAGUUCAGUGACUCUGACCUGCAGCAGUGAUGGAAACCCACCUGUGGAAUAUAACUGGAUUAAAGGAACAUCAUCAGUAGGAAAAGGAAAAACUUACACAAAGAAGAAGAUCAGCUCUGUGGACAGUGGAGAAUACAAGUGCAGGUCCAGUAAUGAACAUGGAGAGAAACUCUCUGAAGCUCUAACUCUGAAUGUUUUGUAUCCUCCAAAGAGCAUCUCAGUGUCCAUCAGUCCCUCUGGUGAAAUAGUGGAGGGCAGGUCAGUGAAUCUGACCUGCCGCAGUGAUGCAAACCCACCUGUGCAGAACUACACCUGGUUUAAAGGAACAUCAUCAGUAGGAAAAGGAGAAACUUACACAAUGAAGAAGAUCAGCUCUGUGGACAGUGGAGAAUACAAGUGCAGGUCCAGUAAUGAACAUGGAGAGAAACUCUCUGAAGCUCUAACUCUGAAUGUUUUGUAUCCUCCAAAGAGUGUCUCAGUGUCCAUCAGUCCCUCUGGUGAAACAGAGGGCAGUUCAGUGAAUCUGACCUGCAGCAGUGAUGCAAACCCACCUGUGCAGAACUACACCUGGUUUAAAGAAGGUGGAAGCUCACCUGUAGGAUCUGGACACAGUUACAGGGCUCCACAGAGAGGAUCCUACUACUGUGAGGCUCAGAAUGAACACGGAUCUCAGAAAUCAGCUGCAGUGACUGUAAAAGGGGUCUGGAAUUCAGCUCUAUAUGCAGUUAUUGGAGUCACAGCUGGAUGUGGAUUUUUAUCUGUUAUCAUUGCUGUUUUUUGUGUAAGGAGAAAGAGAAGAGGCAGUUCAGCUGAUGAUAAAAACCAGACACAGAGCGUUGAUCCUAAUGCUAAGGAGGACACGUACACACCUCUUGACCCCAUGUCCAGGUCCUCUGAUGAUUUGUACAACACACUUGCAAACGUUGACCCUAAUGCUAAGGAUGACAUCAACACAGCUCUUGACCCCGUGUCCAGGUCCUCUGAUGAUGUGUACAACACACUUGCAACUAUUCAUUCCAGUCCUUGUGAUGAUCUGUCCUCAGCUCUGGAUCCUCAGUCUCGCUCUCCUGAGUACGACACUCUAGCAACUGUCAGAAACAAACACUGAAACCGUCACCAUGGAAACCACCCAAACUGAAGUGAACCACCCAUCGAAAUCAGAUGAGCAAGAGAGAGAUAGAGAGAGAGAGAG
Messenger RNA from Pygocentrus nattereri (red-bellied piranha), 1931 nucleotides. RefSeq names its product B-cell receptor CD22-like. NCBI's taxonomy places the organism in Eukaryota, Metazoa, Chordata, Actinopteri, Characiformes, Serrasalmidae. The transcript has 13 exons. The record is from RefSeq and is a predicted model, not a curated record. Bases 24 to 1847 code for a protein of 607 amino acids.